Mesocricetus auratus (golden hamster) is the source of this 2221-nucleotide messenger RNA. RefSeq names its product dCMP deaminase (gene Dctd). Bases 348 to 902 code for a protein of 184 amino acids. Gene Ontology annotation, cellular component: cytoplasm. Gene Ontology annotation, biological process: dUMP biosynthetic process; dTMP biosynthetic process. The transcript has 6 exons. Gene Ontology annotation, molecular function: zinc ion binding; dCMP deaminase activity. The record is from RefSeq and is a predicted model, not a curated record. NCBI's taxonomy places the organism in Eukaryota, Metazoa, Chordata, Mammalia, Rodentia, Cricetidae.
GCGGCGGUGGCGGUGGCGGCGGCGGCGGCGGCUGCGGUCGGACGGUGCCAGCGUGGUCUGCUCCCCGGUGGAAGCGGACGUCUGGGGCGUCCCAUCGCGGAGGACCCGGCUCGUCCUGCGCUCCGCCUGCACGUGCGUGGCCACCCCGGAGGAGGGAGGGUGCUCCCGGAGUCUCUGCCGGCGUCCACGUGGUGGGGAGGAUGGAGACUUGAGAGCCUGGAGCAGAGUUGGAGUGGAGUUGCCGGGACUUUUGUGCGUCCUUUCCGGGCUGAGGUGGAGCGGUUUCUCCCCGGACUGGUGACAUCUCAGCCUCAGUUUCCUUGUUUUGAAGCUGUUCGUGGUGCCAUAUGACUGCUAGACCCAACAUGAGUGAUGGUUCCUGCAAGAAACGGGAUGACUAUCUGGAAUGGCCUGAGUAUUUCAUGGCGGUGGCCUUCUUAUCAGCCCAAAGAAGCAAGGAUCCAAGUUCCCAGGUUGGAGCCUGCAUUGUGAAUACGGAAAACAAGAUCGUUGGGAUUGGGUACAAUGGGAUGCCAAAUGGGUGCAGCGAUGACCUGUUGCCUUGGAGGAGAACAGCAGAAAAUAGACUGGAUACUAAAUAUCCCUAUGUGUGCCAUGCCGAGCUGAACGCCAUCAUGAACAAGAAUUCGGCUGAUGUGAAGGGCUGUAGUAUGUACGUCGCCUUGUUCCCGUGUAAUGAAUGCGCUAAGCUCAUCAUCCAAGCAGGUAUAAAAGAAGUUAUUUUCAUGUCGGAUAAAUACCAUGACAGUGAAGAGACGACGGCCGCUAGGCUCAUGUUUAAAAUGGCUGGUGUUACAUUCAGGAAAUUCACACCGAAGUACAACAAGAUUGUCAUUGACUUUGAUUCAAUUAACAGCCACCGGGGUCAGAAGCUUCAGUGAGUUGUCUUGUGAAAUCCCCAGAAGAAGGCUGCUCUCCUCUACGAAGCCGCCGGUGCCGUUCAUCUUGAAGUUGCACAUAACUUUUUAAUAGCUGGUGCAGCACACGUAGGCAUCUAUAGAAUAUAAAACCUUGAAUCUUCUUUGCCAGUCCCUACCGACACAUGGACCUACAUCUGUGUGAGCUGUUGAUUUAGUUUGAUUGAGAAACUAAGGGCCUGCCCACGGGGCUGGAGGGAAGGUCCCUCCACCUUCUCAGCUCAUCUGGCUGGGAUGAGGGUUCCGGCAGUCUCUCUAGUCAUCCACCGAAUUCCAACGGCCACUCCUCGAUGCUGUGUGGUCUAGGACAUACAAAUAAUUGCUUCGCGUUCUUAGUCAGGAUGAGCAGACCCACAGUGCUGUGGACAUCUGGCCCAAACGAAGCAUACCCUGUCUCACCCUUGGGAAAACAGAGAGGACCGUGUGUGGCGGUAGCCAAGUGUUUGCUGCGGAGUUGAGGAGAGCUCUCACCCUCCUACCCAGAGACGGGUGAGGACGGCAGAUGAUCAGCACAGCUGAACCGGGGAAAUCCUCUCAGCCCUUGCUUUCCUGCGACACACACGGCAGUGGCCCGCCGUCCGUCUGGAGGGUAGUGACCCCCGUGGUUCCAGCUCUUACCCUUGGUUUGUUGGCUACAUAGCACUGUUAAAUUUACCCCGGUGAUAAGUGGCUCCUAGAGGAGGCAGCUGAUGGCUCCCCUUAGACCAGGCACUGUGUGGUGACAGCUGGAAUUGUAUGGAUGGGUGGCGUGGGGCAAUCCCUCCGCCCCGCUUCCCCUGCUGUGUGGAAACAUGUCACCCCUGCUCCGCGGUGGUUCAUUUCCAAGGGUGUCCCACAACCAGAGAGGACAUUAAUUCCUGUCCUGUAAGAGAACUGUGGGAGAGUCUGUUCACUUGGAGGUGGCCCAUCCCACUGGUGACGGCGCCUCUUCUGUGUCUUCUGCCACACACGCCGGUGUCUUUGAUCAAUGUGGUUGGGGAAUUGUGGUUGGGGAAUUCCCCGCUGUGUGCUUUGUUUUUAAUUUCCUUUAACGUCUGUUAAACAUGCUCAGUGCCUUUGGUAAAAUGGUUUCUUUAUCUUAAAGAUUAUUACCUUUUAGGGUACUCUUAUUUUUUCAUGGGCUUUUAUUUCUUCUCUGAGGUUUUUUGGUUUUGCUUUUUUUUAUAUACUCUGUAUUCUUGGGGCGUUUUGUAAUUUGGCUCUUUACCAAUAUUAUUAAUUUUUUUAUUAAAAUCUACCAGCACCAAAAUGCGAUCAUUUUUAUUUAUUAAAUAUGCUCAGCU